Protobothrops mucrosquamatus (brown spotted pit viper) is the source of this 1019-nucleotide messenger RNA. RefSeq names its product NHL repeat containing 2 (gene NHLRC2). Gene Ontology annotation, molecular function: protein binding. NCBI's taxonomy places the organism in Eukaryota, Metazoa, Chordata, Lepidosauria, Squamata, Viperidae. The transcript has 4 exons. The annotation marks the transcript as partial. The record is from RefSeq and is a predicted model, not a curated record.
GUUUUGCAACAUGACUGGACAGACUUGAGUUUGGAAAGUGCCGGAAAGCCAAAGGGAAGGGCGGUAAAAUCACGCCCGCUUUCUCGUGUCCUCGGCAGGGUAAGGGGGAGGAGAGAGCGAUGGCGGCGAUGACGGGCGGCCUGCCCGGGCUUUCGCCUUCGCAGAGCCAGUUGGACUACGCGCUGGAGGAUGCGAACACGCUUCAGGAGAAGGAGAACUUGGUGUAUCAGCACGUGAAGAAGGUGGACGGAUGGGAGCGGGAUUUGAAAGUUCCCGAGUUUGGAGCAGAUUUACAAUGGCUGAAUACUGAAGGCUCACUUUCUUUAUACGAACAUCUUUGUGGAAAAGUAGUGGUAUUAGAUUUCUUCACCUACUGCUGCAUCAAUUGCAUCCAUAUUUUGCCUGAUCUUCAUGAUUUAGAGGAGAAGUACUCUGAUAAAGAUGGUGUCCUUAUUAUAGGUGUUCACUCAGCAAAAUUUCCAAAUGAAAAAGUUUUGGAUAACAUCAAAAGUGCUGUUCUUAGAUAUAACAUCACUCAUCCUGUGGUAAAUGAUGUUAAUGCAACCCUCUGGCAUGAGCUAGAAGUGUCUUGUUGGCCAACUUUGGUAAUUGUUGGACCUCGUGGCAAUAUCUUGUUCAGUCUGAUUGGCGAAGGGCACAAGGACAAACUAUUUCUAUUUACAACUAUAGCCUUAAAAUACUACAAGGAACAAGGACAAAUUAAUAGUAAUAGAAUUAGAACACAACUAUAUAGAGACUCUUUGUCUUCUUCACCUUUGCUGUUCCCUGGGAAAAUUGCAGUAGAUAGUUCCGAAAACACAUUGGUAAUAGCAGAUACUGGACAUCAUAGGAUUUUGGUUGUGAAAAAAAAUGGUCACAUUCUGCACAUCAUUGGAGGAUCAGACAGAGGAAGAAAUGAUGGAAAUUUUUCAGAAGCAUCAUUCAAUUCUCCACAAGGAGUUGCCAUAAAGAACAAUAUUAUUUAUGUAGCAGAUACAGAAAACCAUCUAAUUAGAAAG